Staurois parvus is the source of this 476-nucleotide messenger RNA. The record is from the annotation of a GenBank genome assembly. NCBI's taxonomy places the organism in Eukaryota, Metazoa, Chordata, Amphibia, Anura, Ranidae.
AUGGGCCCCUGUACCGCCUCCUCAUGCUGCUGCCAGGCCCCUAAUCUGCCAUGGGCCCCUGUACCGCCUCCUCAUGCUGCUGCCAGGCCCCUAAUCUGCCAUGGGCCCCUAUACCGCCUCCUCAUGCUGCUGCCAGGUCCAGAGUCUCUCAUGGGUCCCUGUACGGCCUCCCAUUGCUGCUGUCUCCAUCGCCACACUCUGCCAUGUGCCACUUUCAGGUCUCCUCACACUGCUGGUGUGUUCCAUUUUUUGUCAUAGGGUGCUGGCAGAUUACGGGCCUCCCAUAGCUGCUGCCAGGCCCCUAAUCUGCCAUGGGCCCCUGUACCGCCUCCUCAUGCUGCUGCCAGGUCCAGAGUCUCUCAUGGGUCCCUGUACGGCCUCCCAUUGCUGCUGUCUCCAUCGCCACACUCUGCCAUGUGCCACUUUCAGAUCUCCUCACACUGCUGGUGUGUUACAUUUUUUGUCAUAGGGUGCUG